Molecule: messenger RNA, 1150 nt
Organism: Arabidopsis thaliana (thale cress)
Lineage: Eukaryota; Viridiplantae; Streptophyta; Magnoliopsida; Brassicales; Brassicaceae
Product: DNA ligase-like protein
Exons: 1
Coding region: 110-775 (221 amino acids)
Source: RefSeq, marked reviewed
GCUUCGAGUGUCCCCCCACUAUUUACCCUUUUCCUUUUUUGUUGCAUUGAUGGAGUAAUAAUGUGACUGACUGAUGAGCUUUUCAAAGUAAAAAACAAAAAAAGAAUCAAUGGAGGAUCAUGAGAAGAUUGAUGGGAAGAAGAAGAAGAAGAAGAGUGUGGCUUUGAUUCCGGCUAACUACGUCUCCAUUCUUCAGCUUCAGGAACGUUGGCUGAAGGAGAAAGAGAAGAAACAAAAGGAAAAAGACUUUGUAGAGAGAGGAGUGAAACAGCAGGUUGAUCAGAGACAACGAAGGAGAGAAGAAGAAGAAAAUGUAGUGAAGGCCAUGGAAACAAAAGUGAAGCUCGAGGAACAUAGUUUAAGCGGAGGUGUUCGUAUGCAUUGUAGUGUGAAUCGGUGGAAAAGGGAUCAAGUAUGCGUUAAGAAAGAGGAAAUUAAGGUUUCUGGAAUUGUGAGCAACAAGGACGAAGAUGGUGUAGAUUCGAGGGAGAAAAAGAAGAAGAAUCCGGUGAAAGAGAACACUAGGAGGGUUUUCAAGUCCAAAGGAGAGAAUGCUGCUAAGGAAGUAACUCAAUGCUGGAUCAAGAAGAAAGUAGAAGAGGAAAGAGAGACAAGUGAGGUCAAGGGAACUGCCAGAUUGAUUAGCAAACAAGGUUAUUACCAAAACAAGAGACAUGAUUGGUCGUCUACACGUGUUAUUAGGGCAACAACAAGUACUAUGGUUUGGGUGAAGAAGGGUAAGAAAGAUGGAGCAGUUGGUGAAAAUAAAGUCUGAAUUAUCCUUUCAAGGUUUGAACUUUGGAUCAUUUGUUUUCUAGGUCUUAGAGUAAUUGAAUCGGAGCUGAAUAAUAAUGUGUGAUGUUAUCGAUUAUCAUGGUCUUCAGGUGUUGUAGGAUUAUUAGAACUUUCCCAUAAGCAUUUGCUUGUCAAUGUCUAAGGUUUGAUUCUUAUCUUGUGUCUACAAUUCCUUGGGGAUUGCAUUGUAGUAGGUGUGUAUGUAAGUAAAUGUAUACUAUCUUGAAUCUUGGAGCUCUAUCGCGAAGUUUUAUUCUAUGAGUAAGAUUGUGACUUAACAUUGGAUUUUUUUCUCAGUUUUGUGUCACGUCUCUUGCAGCUUAUUUCAGGAAUCGGACCAGGACUAGUAAUUUCA